AUGGGCAGCUGGGGCGCAGCUGGGGCGUGUGACUCGCGGCGCCUACUACCUCUGCAGCUUUGGCUGCUCCCGCAACGAUUCGGAAUCGUCGCUCUCCUCGGACCAGCGCCUGGAGAUCCGGUCCCUUCCGCUCUCCGAUGCCUUGCGUACGCGUCUCCAGCAGCAGCUGUCGCGACAGCCGCAGCACGUGAGCGCAAUGCACAUGCCCAUGAGUCUCAACCACACCCCACAUCAGGCGUGCAACGGAGGGGGAGAGGAGGAAAAGGCAUGGUGGGAGGGCGGAGGGAGGAGGCGGGGAGGAGGAGGGUGGUGGGGGAUGGGUGGGGUGGGGAGGACAAGGUGGUGGGGUGGCUGCCUCCCUCGCUAUGGUCGCUCACGCGCCUGCAGCAGCUGGCCACCAACGUGGCAGGCGAGUGCCACUGCAUGGGCCUCAACAUCCUCUUCCGCCCCCCACGAUUCUACACAACACACCCGCACCAGUGCCACUGUCAGUGCCUAGCCGCCCUUCCUAACCUAACCUCUCUCUCCCUCCUCGCUCACCGCUCCUUCCCUCCCUGCCUCUCCUUCCUCUCCUCCCUCACUCUCCUCUCCAUCCCCCUCGCCUCCCCCCUCCACCGCCCCGCUUCUCUCGCUCUCUUCUCACCUGUGCUUGUACUUCCAUAA
Molecule: messenger RNA, 663 nt
Organism: Closterium sp. NIES-65
Lineage: Eukaryota; Viridiplantae; Streptophyta; Zygnematophyceae; Desmidiales; Closteriaceae
Source: the annotation of a GenBank genome assembly